This is a messenger RNA of Lactuca sativa (garden lettuce), 2112 nucleotides long. NCBI's taxonomy places the organism in Eukaryota, Viridiplantae, Streptophyta, Magnoliopsida, Asterales, Asteraceae. The record is from RefSeq and is a predicted model, not a curated record.
UUGCCCCCAUGUCUUUUUCAUCGGUCUCUCUCCUCUCUCACCUUUGUCCUCCACUGAAGUCAUCCUCCACCGCAGCCCUCCUAAGUCCUAACAGACGUUGAGUCCUCACUCUCUCUUCCAUGCCCUAGCUCAAUUGCCGGUGAUUUCAGUUCCGAUUUCAAAAGCUUAGUGUGAUUUCAGUUCCGAUUUUAUCAGCUUAGAGCGACCUCAGUUAUAUCAGUUCUGACUUCAACAUAUUGGAGUGAAGACGUUUGAAAAACGAUCAAAACAACACACAAAUCAAUCCAACGUUCUGUUAGGUAAGUCUACUAGUCGUUCAUCGUUUUCGGAAUUGCUGGACAAACUUUUGUCAGCCAUUUUCCUACCAAAUCAAGCCAACGUUCCUUCAGGUAAGAAUCCAAUUGAUUUUUAUGGGUAUUCACUUGUUCUUCAUUUAGAUUGGUUCGAUCCAAUUGGGACAUGAACUAGGUUAUCUAAGCAUGAAGCACAUCAUUUGGGUUCGAUUCAAUACGAAGGCAAUGUUUUUGUUAGGUUCGGUUUCAGGAAAGUAUUAUAAUAUUCAGUGGAAUAUAUAGAAUAAAGGGGUGUUUGGGAGUGCUUUUCAAAUUUCAAAAUGUUUUUCAAAAAGUCAAUAAAUUAAAAAAAUGUUCGGUAAACACCAGUUUUUAAGUAUUUUUCAAAAAACCAAUAAAUUGUUUGAAUUCAGUGGUCUUCCCCUUUAAUAUUGUGUUAGAUAUGUAUAAAAUUAAGAAACAAAAUCUAUUUGGUUUUGCAGCGUUUGAUAAAGUCAUCAAAAGAAGAAAUGAAAGGCAGUCAGGAUAGAAUUAGCGAUCUUCCUCAAGACACAAUUGAAAAAAUUCUGACUCAUAUGCCAAUCCAAGAUGCAUUGAAGACAAGCAUUUUGUCAACGAAAUGGAGACAUUGCUGGAAGGGAAUGCCUAAACUUGUAUUUGAUGACAAGUACUUGAAUACCUCAUCAAGUAGCAAAGAAAUUAAGAAAUAUAAGUUUGUCAAUGCCAUCUUCCAUGUUUUGAUGCUACACAAUGGUCCAGUAUUAGAAUUCAGUAUCUCUAUUAAUAUCGAUACAGAAAUUGAUGAUGAGAUUUACCAAAUAAUACUCCAUCUUUCAAAGAGCAAAAAUAUCAAGAAAUUCAUCUCUAAGUUCUGGUCAAAUGACGUCAUGAAGUUAUUAUUUUUUAAGCGCUACAAGCUACCCUCUGUGUUCUUUUCAUUACACGGACUAGAACACCUACAUCUCACACAUUGUGUCAUUGAGCUUCCAUUAACAUUUAAUGGAUUUAUUACCUUAAAGAGUCUCAAGUUAUGCAAUGUCAACAUCACUUUGAAGACGCUUCAACAAUUACUUACCAAUUGCCCAAUACUUGAGGAAUUUAUACUGAUUGGAUCUCAAAACAACUCUAUUGCACUAGGAAACAAGUGUACAUUUCUUGAGCUAUCCAAAUGUUUACCUUCGGUUCAUGUUUUGAAAAUCUCAAAGUAUUAUAUCAAGUUUGCUAAAGGCAGUAUGCAGAAACUCCCUACUUUACUAGUCCACUUGAGGAUACUUUUUCUUGAUUUGUGUUUUCUGAAACAAGAUGAGCUUUCGAAUGCUCUCAGUGUGAUCAGAAGCUCCCCAAAUUUGGAGAAGAUAAAAAUAGAGCUGUGUUGGAUCCAUAUGCUGUGUGGUCAAGAAACUUGCAAGGGCUUGCUUGAUCUUCAAGACUACUAUUUGGGAAUGAAGUUGGAUCGCCUUGAAGAACUUGAGAUAACAAGUUUCCAUAAUCAUGCUUUAGAGAUGGAGUUUGUGAAACUCAUCAUGGCUAAAUCACCUAUGCUUAAGAAAGCACGGAUAAAGCUUAAUUCAGAUGUUUCUGUGGAUCAAGAAAAUAAGAUUCUUCGAGAUUUGUUUCGAUUAACAUUUCCACGUGCAUCACUCGGAGUGGAUAUCAUUGUUGAACGCUAAACAAUUAUAUAUGUGGAUGCAAUUGGGCAUUUAGUUUUCUUUAUUAAGUUUAAGGAUUGUUGAAGCACAAUGCCUUUAUUGUCUAUUUGAACUCGUUUAAAUGUCUUUUGUGGAUCGAUUGUUAAUAUUAUGAUAACUGUUGCUUUCUA